Molecule: messenger RNA, 420 nt
Organism: Angiostrongylus costaricensis
Lineage: Eukaryota; Metazoa; Nematoda; Chromadorea; Rhabditida; Metastrongylidae
Source: the annotation of a GenBank genome assembly
AUGGAAUAUCCUCGAAUACUUCAGCUACGUCUAUUUAAGUCAGGAAAUCAACAUAAUGAGCGAUUGAGCUCCAGAGUUGAGCAGAAGAAACGAGCGGCUUGGGGAGCUUUCAAGAGCAUUGAGGAUGUAGUGAAAAAAACAGAGAGCUCCCGAUUCGUGUUCGUCUUUCCGACUCCACGAUUUUUCCCCUUCAAGUAUGCGUUAGAAACCUGGUCACUGCGUAAGCAGGAUGAAAGCUCGCUCAACGUUAUUAUAAAUGCAGUCGGAAGGACGUUGCUUGGAGUAUCUCGUGUCACACAAGUAAGGGAGCGAUCCGAAGCCCCUGCUCAACAAUCAAAAAUCAAAGAUGCCGUUUUAUACGCCAAAGUGUCGAAGAUAAGGUGGAGUGGACACUUAAUGCGUGUGAACGACAACAGGUGA